AUGCGAUUCUCUAAAACAUCUCUCGUUUCCGCCUCCCUACUGCUAGGGCAGGCGGCCGCCGAACUUCCUCCCAUUGUCAUGAAGGGGUCCAAAUUCUUCUACGAAAAUGGCACCCAAUUCUUCAUGAAGGGUGUUGCUUACCAGCAAGACAGCGCCGCCUCCGGCCAGUCCACCGGCAGCUCCAAGUACAGCGACCCUCUUGCCGAUCCCGCCAGCUGCAGACGCGACGUCCCCCUUCUCAAGCAACUCCGUACCAACACCAUCCGUACCUAUGCCAUUGACCCAACCAAGAACCACGACGAGUGCAUGAAGCUUCUCGACGACGCCGGCAUCUAUGUCAUCAGCGAUCUUAGCGAGCCAAGCUUGUCGGUCAACCGCGACGACCCCAAGUGGGACGUCGAGUUGCUCAAGCGAUACACUGAUGUCGUCGACGCCCUGAGCGGGUACAGCAACGUGAUCGGCUUCUUCGCUGGUAACGAGGUCACCAACAAUGCCACCAAUACUGAUGCCUCUGCCUACGUCAAGGCCGCUGUCCGCGACACCAAGAACCACAUCAAGGCCACCACCAAGCGCUGGUUGGGCGUUGGCUAUGCUGCCAACGAUGACGCCGAUAUCCGUGAAAACAUUGCCAAGUACUUCAACUGCGGCAACCAGAGCGAGGCCAUCGAUUACUGGGGAUACAACAUCUACUCGUGGUGCGGCGAGAGCUCUUUCACGGAUUCGGGCUAUGAUAAGCAGGUCGAGUUCUUCAAGGGGUACUCGGUGCCUGUCUUCUUUGCCGAAUAUGGCUGCAACAUUCCCCACGGUGCUGAGGGUCGUAUCUGGGAGGAGACUACUGCCCUCUACUCUGAUAAAAUGACUGGCGUUAUUAGCGGCGGCAUUGUUUACAUGUACCACCAGGAGGAGAAUGACUACGGUCUGGUCCAAAUCAAGGGCAGCACCGCCUCCAAGUUGAAGGACUUUGACACUCUCUCGACCGCCAUGGCAUCCGUUCGCCCUUCGCCCACCCAGAUGGACGCCUACAAUCCCACCAAUUCCCCCGCCGCCUGCCCCACGGUCAACUCCAAGUGGGUCGUCAGCGGCGACCGCUUGCCCCCUACCCCCAACAACGACCUCUGCGAGUGCAUGUACAAGUCCUUGACCUGCGUUCCUUCGGACAACCUCAAGACCACCGACUUUGGCAAAAUCUUCAACUAUGUCUGCGACCAGACUCCCGAGGCGUGCGACGGCAUCAACGGCAAUGUCACCUCGGGCGUGUACGGACCCUUCUCUAUGUGCGGAGAUAAGCAGAAGUUGGGGUAUAUUCUCAACGAGUACUAUAACUCCCAGAACCAGGCCAGCGGCGCUUGCGAGUUCAAGGGGCAGGCCACCAUCCAGGCGGCCGAGGCUGAUGACCGGUGCAAGGCUAGCCUGGCUGAGGCCAGCGAGGCUGCUAGCAAUACCCAGGGUGGGUCAGAGACGAGCAAGAAUAUUGCCGUGCCUAUCCCCAUGAAGCACCUGUUUACGAUUGGUGACUUGGCUGUCGGGGCGUAUGUGGUUGUUGCUAUGGGCGUUGGUGCUGGUAUGGUGCUUUUGUAA
Molecule: messenger RNA, 1578 nt
Organism: Podospora anserina S mat+
Lineage: Eukaryota; Fungi; Ascomycota; Sordariomycetes; Sordariales; Podosporaceae
Exons: 3
Coding region: 1-1578 (525 amino acids)
Biological process (GO): fungal-type cell wall (1->3)-beta-D-glucan biosynthetic process
Cellular component (GO): cytoplasm; fungal-type cell wall
Molecular function (GO): 1,3-beta-glucanosyltransferase activity
Source: RefSeq, a predicted model, not a curated record